Ailuropoda melanoleuca (giant panda) is the source of this 986-nucleotide messenger RNA. RefSeq names its product transmembrane protein 50A (gene TMEM50A). Lineage: Eukaryota; Metazoa; Chordata; Mammalia; Carnivora; Ursidae. The transcript has 7 exons. The coding region runs from base 164 to 637 and encodes 157 amino acids. The record is from RefSeq and is a predicted model, not a curated record.
GCAACCGAGCUCCGGGGGCGGUGCUGUUUCAUCCGGGUAACCGGUGGCCGGUGCGUGUUUUGUUUUCCUGGCUGAAAACUAGGAGAAAGUGAGGCUGCCCCGCGCUGCGCGACACCGGGCUCGGGACUGACUGCAAGGGCGGGGCUGGACUGACCUGAAAAAAAUGUCUGGAUUUCUAGAAGGCUUGAGAUGCUCAGAGUGUAUUGACUGGGGGGAAAAGCGCAAUACUAUCGCUUCCAUUGCUGCUGGUGUUCUAUUUUUUACAGGCUGGUGGAUUAUUAUAGAUGCAGCUGUCAUUUAUCCCACUAUGGAAGAGUUCAACCACUCAUACCAUGCCUGUGGUGUUAUAGCAACCAUAGCCUUCCUGAUGAUUAAUGCAGUAUCAAAUGGACAAGUCCGAGGUGAUAGUUACAGUGAAGGUUGCCUGGGUCAAACAGGUGCUCGCAUUUGGCUGUUCAUUGGUUUCAUGCUGGCCUUUGGGUCUCUGAUUGCAUCUAUGUGGAUUCUCUUUGGAGGUUAUGUUGCUAAAGAAAAAGCCAUUGUAUACCCUGGAAUUGCUGUAUUUUUCCAAAAUGCCUUCAUCUUUUUUGGAGGACUGGUUUUUAAGUUUGGCCGCACUGAAGACUUGUGGCAGUGAAAACAUCCAGUUUGCUUCCGCACAGCAGCCCUGCACGGGUUUUUUACUACUCACUCCCAGUUUUUUGUAAUGCCAUUUUCUAAACUCAUUUUUGAGUGUAGUCUCAGCUUCAAUUUCUGUAAUACUGAAAUCAUGAGAACUUCCUAUGUAAACAACAACAAAAAUCUAUGGUGGUGUGCAUUGGAUUAACUUAGAAAAUGUUGAAAAUAUGCCACAUGAGUAAUUUGUAUUAAGUUUUAUCAUGUAAUUUGUAAAAAUAAAUUACAAAAGGAAUUAUGGAUGCAUCUUAUACGGGCAUUUGUCAUAUCCAAGGUCCAAAACUACAAAUUAAAGUGCUCUGAAGAGUUCA